Actinia tenebrosa (Australian red waratah sea anemone) is the source of this 1640-nucleotide messenger RNA. Its product is annotated as EF-hand calcium-binding domain-containing protein 11. Gene Ontology annotation, molecular function: calcium ion binding. Lineage: Eukaryota; Metazoa; Cnidaria; Anthozoa; Actiniaria; Actiniidae. The record is from RefSeq and is a predicted model, not a curated record.
UAAAUCAAAAUGGCGGGAGAAAGGAGAGAAGGGGAACUUCUUUUUCCAGAAAAAAAACAAGAAUUGAACACAAGUCUCUGAAAAGUCAUUUCUAUAUCGAUAUCAUGCAAACUAUUCCUGAACACGACAAAUCUGUUAUUAAAGAAGCCUUCUAUAUAGCUGAUGAAGAAAACAAGGGUUAUUUAAACUCCUUUGACUUCAAAGUAGCCAUGGUAUGCCUUUUUGGCUACAAGCCCUCUUCAUUUGAGGUUGCAGAAAUCCUGUCUAAAAUUGACAAGUCACACUGUCCAGGGAUCAACAUGGAGUUAUUCAUGCAAAUAGCUUCAAGUAAAAUGAAGGCACAAGAUCAUGAUGAUCAAAUAAGAGAGAUAUUUCGAGCAUUUGACAUGGAAUGUAGAGGAUUCAUAACUCUUGAUAAUGUAAAAAAAAUAUUUUAUCAGGUAGCUCCAUUCAUGGAUACAGUAAAUGUAGAGAAGGUGUUUAGAGAAAUUGAUGGUGACAAAGAUGGCCGUGUUAGUUAUAAAGACUUUGAAUUUAUGAUGAAGUAUACAGUCGACAACAAUAGUUAAUGUCUAGUAGUUGACUAGGUACAACUCCAGACAUAACCUACUUCAAACAGAAACAGUUAAGUACAGUGUAUCUUUGGGUAUUCAGCUAGUUGAGGAUAAGGAAGCAUGAAAUUCUUCAAACAGGAAUAGUGGAGUAGAGUAACUUUUUUAUUCAGCUAAUUAAGGAUGAAAAUGCAGGUUGUUUACAUAGCCAAACAAAAACAACAAAAGUAUCAAAUUUGGAUCUAUGUUGUGAAAUUCCAGAGGCUUGCAGUCAUCCCAAAUUAUCUUACUCUGGAUUAUACUGGAUGUUAUCAGAUACCUCCCUAUACAAUGGUGCACAAGGCAAGAUACCCAAAGUAAUUGGAAAGGUAACUUGUAGAUAGUUUUAAUGGAGAUGAUAUUUCACUUUUCUCCACCUCCCAAUAGACCCUAAUUUGUCAAUCUUGGAGCAAUGUUUUCCCAUUUCAGACCAUUACAAUGCUAGGCACUACCUUUUUUAAAUACUAGGCAAAGGGUUAAUAAGUCUAUCAAUCCAAUAGCCCAGUAAAGUAAUCUACUAGCCCAGAUCUUUAGUAAUUCAAAAACCUCUCUAGCCUAUGGACUAGUGAGUCUUGAUUUUUACUAUUCUGGAGCACAGAUUUACUAGUCCAAGACUAGUGCACUAGUGUUAGUGUAGAGCACUGGAUCAUAUAACUUUGUACCAUGUUUACAGCACAGCUCGUGGGGAUGUUAACAUAUCCAUGCAUGAUUUCCGCAUGCAGUGGCGUGUAUUCCUAUGAGUAUAAAAACCUUAGUUUGUACCCAUGUUAUCUCAUUCAUCUAGAGAGGCACUUAUGCCCAUAGAAAUGAGUGGUUUUUGUGAUUACUCGAGCACUACCUCUACACAUACAGCGCAUUAAUUAGUAGUUUAGAUAACAUCAAGACAACAGUCGGAUAGUGUGGAAUGAAUGAAUAAAAUCUAUAGGGACUUUCAGUUUCAGAACAUAAAAUGACAUAAUUGCAAUUUAAUUUCUUUGCUCCCUGCAAAUAUGAUGCUCAAAGUAUGGCAUAAUGAGAGGAUUAACUCCUUAUUAAAUAUUAAUUCUAAAA